GCCCACGACGCGGAAGUUACCCAGCUGGGGUUGACGCUCCAGAAACACACGUUGAGAUGAGAACGACGUUAUUCCUGCUGCACGCCAUCUCAUGCUGCUGGCUGGUCAGUGCCACACUCUCCAAAACUGAUGCAAAGAAGUCGCAUAAAGCUGAGGCCGAGACAUCUCCAACCGAGCUGUCAGUGUUGGAGAGAGGCCUCGUUGUGUCAGACCCGCAAUGGAAAGACAUAGUGAAGGAGGAGAAGAGGCACUGUGCUCACAUCAAGAAGACGUUUCAGGGACAAGUGCUCGGAUAUGUCACACCUUGGAACUCCCACGGCUACGAUAUCGCCAAAACGUUUGGCUCUAAACUAACUUCAGUGUCUCCAGUGUGGCUUCAGCUCCGCCGACGGGGACCUGAAACGUUUGACGUUACUGGACUCCACGAUCACGACCCAGGCUGGGUCAAAGCUGUACGCAAGUCUAACAAAAAAAUUAGGAUGGUUCCUCGGCUGCUGUUCGACGGCUGGUCCUACCAGGACUACAUGACUGUGCUGGGAAGCGAAGAUGAAAUUGAGGAGCUGGGGAGUGAGCUGAUCGAUGUUGCAAAGACUGAAGGAUUCGAUGGCUUCACCUUCGAGCUGUGGAGCCAGCUGGGAGGAAACAAACGGAAGGAGCUCGUCCAUUUGGUGAAACACAUAUGCGAGACUUUAAAGGCUAAAAGACUCGACUGCAUUCUUGUCAUUCCUCCUGCUGUGACAAGUACGGGGCAGCCGGGUAUGUUUGGCAGGGAGGAGUUCGAGCAGUUGGCCCCUGUAGUGGAUGGAUUCAGCCUCAUGACAUACGACUACUCCAGCGGAGCCAGGCCGGGCCCGAGCUCCCCCCUGCCCUGGGUGAGGGACUGUGUUCUCCAGCUCGCACCCGAUGCUCAGUGGAGGCAGAAGAUCCUGCUGGGACUCAAUUUGUACGGCCUUGAUUUUGCAAGCCAGGGAACCGAGCCAAUCCUGGGAGGAAGGUACAUUGAGAUUUUGCGCGAACACAGGCCGAAACACCUCUGGGAUGAAUAUUCUGGAGAGCACUAUUUCAGUUACAAGAGGAACAAUGCGGUUAAACAUGUGGUGUACUAUCCGUCGUUGAAGUCAAUCUACCUGAGGAUCUCUUUAGCUACUGAACUGGGGACAGGGAUUUCCUUAUGGGAACUGGGACAAGGACUGGAUUAUUUCUAUGAUCUUCUAUGAGAGCUGGACUUGAUGGUGAAGACCGUGGACCCCGAAUCAUCAGCACAUGGAUUUCUUCUUUUUCCCUGAGCACAGUGCGCCAGAAAUUGUUGUUUUGUUUCUGAAUGAGUGAAAGGGAAUGUUGAAACAAGCCAUUGACAGGAUUUGGUUAAUACUCAAUGAGUUUGCAGGUUGAGAACAAUGAUAGGAACAGCAGACGAAAGGCUGUGUUCCUUUCUGUGAAUGAUAUUGUGUAAAAUUUCAGUUUGUACAGUUCAGUCACACAUCUCCAUUCAGCAACAGAUGGUGCAUGAUCAUCAAUAUGUAAUGAAGUUUGAAUUGAAGGGGUGUAUUCCUAUUCUGAGGCCUUCAGAGUUCACGUGCCACAAACAUCAGCAGCAUCCUCUCAGUACAAAUCAAGAAAUCUUCUGUUUUGCCCACAAACACUUCUGCUCUCGGGUGGGAAGAUGCAUUCUUCUCUUACUUCGACCCUCCUCAAAAACUGCAUCAGCCCCCGACACCUGAAGUUUUCCCUUUUUCAUUUUUAAAUUUUCAACCUGAGACAUUUGAUUGUGUGAUUUUUAUUAUUUUGUAUCGACAGCAUCAACAAGUAACAAAGUUGUAUUUACAGUGUUGUCAAACACCUGUUCUGACACAGCAUCUUCCAGUGUUUGUCUGAGAUGAAUGUUAGUUUAAUUACAUGAAUAUAAAUGUGGUACAACAAAGUCG
Acanthopagrus latus (yellowfin seabream) is the source of this 1925-nucleotide messenger RNA. It is a transcript of the gene chid1, whose product is annotated as chitinase domain containing 1. Gene Ontology annotation, biological process: carbohydrate metabolic process. Gene Ontology annotation, molecular function: chitin binding; oligosaccharide binding. The transcript is spliced from 13 exons. The coding region runs from base 57 to 1217 and encodes 386 amino acids. Gene Ontology annotation, cellular component: extracellular region. The record is from RefSeq and is a predicted model, not a curated record. NCBI's taxonomy places the organism in Eukaryota, Metazoa, Chordata, Actinopteri, Spariformes, Sparidae.